Salvia miltiorrhiza (redroot sage) is the source of this 4818-nucleotide messenger RNA. RefSeq names its product receptor-like protein kinase FERONIA. NCBI's taxonomy places the organism in Eukaryota, Viridiplantae, Streptophyta, Magnoliopsida, Lamiales, Lamiaceae. Gene Ontology annotation, molecular function: ATP binding; protein kinase activity. Gene Ontology annotation, biological process: protein phosphorylation. The record is from RefSeq and is a predicted model, not a curated record. The transcript is spliced from 6 exons. The coding region runs from base 157 to 3744 and encodes 1195 amino acids.
CAAAGGUAUGAAUGUGAGGCUGAAGUGAGUUUCAAACUCGCUUACGCGUAACACUAGUUGCCGUGCUGCUUCAUGAAACCGGAAAUGAAUAAUCUCGUCAUUAUCUCCGAUCAUCUUUCUUCCCCAUAAUGAUUUACAGUUCUGAAUGAGAAUCUCAUGCAAAUGCAGCGUCUUCUAAUUCUCUGCUUCCUCUUCACUUUUACAGCCGCUGCGCAUCAUCCCGAUCACAUUUCUAUCAACUGCGGCGGAGCUGCAGCUCUCAGUGGCAGAGCCAGGAAAUGGGGUGGAGACUCAGAUGCUGCACCGAAAGGCUCAUCAAAGGCAUCCACUGUCACGGGAGAGCUGAUCGCAGCCGUCGAUCCAGUUCCCUACAGCACUGCACGCAUCUCUCGCUCCCAAUUUUCCUACUCCUUUCACCUCACUCCAGGUCAGAAAUUUAUCCGCCUUCACUUCAAUCCCGUGCCCUACUACGGUUUUGAAAGCUUCCACGAUUUCUUCACCGUCGAAGCUGGUCCUUUCACGCUACUUGCUAAUUUCAGUGCUUCCAUAACUGCUCGUGCUCUUUCUCUCAAUAUUCUUGUUAAAGAAUUCUGCUUAAUCAUACAACAAAAUCAACCCCUCAACAUAGUCUUCUCUCCCGAAACUAGCCAAUCCAAGUAUAACUACGCUUUCAUUAAUGGGAUUGAGAUUAUAUCAGUACCUCCCACUAUUUCUUACUGUCACGGUGGAGAUAGUGGAAUUCAUGUGCUUGGCCAAAAGUCUGUCAUCUAUGUCGACAAUACUAGUGCGCUUGAGAGGGUUUAUCAUCAAAACAUGAAAUGGGGUUCUGUUCUGGAUGAUGUCGGCGGCAUGUUUGGGAUAUGGGCAUCAAAUCUUAAAAAACAGGCUGGUGAUUUGAGCUGGAGAGUGCUUGUUGAUGUGGGAUUCAGGUAUUUGAUCCGGAUUCACUUGUGUGAGGCAGGACUCAAAAUGGAUUUCACGCUUCUCAUUGAAAACAUGAUUGCAUUGACUAGUGCUGAUAUGCUCCAGCAAGGGGGAAAUAAAAGCAUGCUUUGGUAUAACUAUAUGGUGAUGGUGGAGGGCCACAAACGAGAGGGUAAACGUACCAUCUCUAUUUCUCUCAACUCUCAACACGGGCGGCCGCUUGAAGGAUUUGAAGUGUUCAAGCUAAGCAACCAUGACCGGAGUCUUGCCAGUCCCAAUCCUCUGCCUCCCAAUCCUACAAGAGAUACACAAUCACAGACUCUACUACAUUCUCUUCUUGGCCGCGUAAAUGCUAUUGCAACUGUUGUCUUUACUGUGAUUUGUCUGCUAAAUAUCGUUUUCCAUUUGCUGCUCAAAAUGCGGGGAGCUGAUAUGACUGAGAUUGAUGAGGAAAACCAGCCAUCUGCCAGGGCAAAGCAACUCUGCCGUACCUUUUCACUAGCUGAGAUCCAAUCAGCCACGGACAACUUUUACAGUGGAUUUAUCGUUGGAAAGGGUGGAUUUGGUAAAGUCUACAAAGGGUUCAUGGAUAAUGGGAGAGAGAUUGUAGCCAUAAAGCGAGCAAAACCAGACUCCAAGCAAGGGGAGCUUCAGUUUUGGAUGGAGGUUGAAACGCUUUCUGAGCUUCGACAUGUGAAUCUAGUUUCUCUCAUCGGAUACUGCACUGAGCAAAAGGAAAUGAUUCUUGUUUAUGAGUAUAUGCCCAAUGGGACAUUGGCUGACCAUCUCUACAAACUAGCCAGGAAAAACAAAGAUUUUUAUCUUCUCUCUUGGAAGCAACGACUUAAGAUCUGCAUAGGAGCCAUUCGGGCCCUAGAUUACCUUCACACUGGCCAUGGGAUCAUGCAUCGUGAUGUGAAGGCUUCUAAUAUCCUGCUUGAUGAGAAUUUUGUGGCUAAAGUUUCAGAUUUUGGCUUAGCUAAAACUGGAAGUUUCAGUGAGUCACAGAGCCAAGAUAGCACAAAUCUUAAAGGCACAUUUGGAUAUAUUGACCCGAACUUUUUUACAACUCGUAAACUAACAAAAGAAAGUGACAUCUAUUCUUUUGGUGUGGUGUUGUUGGAAGUAUUGUGUGGAAGACCUGCAGUGGAGCCUUUGAAUGAAGAAGAUAAACGUAGUCUGACUACAUGGGCUAUAGAUAACAUUAGUAAGGGACGAGUUGAUGAUAUUGUAACUCCAAGUCUUAGAGGGGAAAUAUCACCAGAUAGUCUGAAGACAUUUGUGAAGGUUGCAGAAAGAUGCUUGCACGAUGAACCAAAGAAACGGCCAACAGCAGCGCUCCUAGUAAUAAAACUUAAUCUUGCACUUCAGCUGCAGGAGAAGGCAGAAUCUUUAGCACCGGAAGAGAGGACUAGUUUUGAGGACAUCAUCUCAUCUGCUGACGAAUCUCAGCAGGAGAACAUAAAUGGAGCAGAUACCUUGCACGAGAAGGAGAAUGAUGAGAUAAGAAAUGUUAGUGCUGCCAUGCCAUGUGCUGAUAAUGAUAGAACUAUCUUAUCAGUUAGCCCAAGACCAAUGGCGUCUUCCUUUAGUGUGCAAACUUAUCCAUCUCUCCAAAGAGAACAGAGUAACAGCACAAUGAUCAAUUCGGGAAGAAAAGAUGGGAAAAAAUCCAUGAUUUAUAGGAUAUCACGAAAACUUUGGCCACGAGAUGCCUUUCGGAAAACCAGGAAACCCUCAAACAAAGGGGAUAUGGUUGGAAUUUCACUAUCAGCACCAUUAUCACGUAGGACCAUCAAUACUACAUUGGGAGGCAACCCUAUUACUAACAAGAAGAUAGGUGGAAUGAGUUCAACUCCAACUUUAAGGAUUUUCUCUUUUGAGGAACUGAAGGCUGCCACAAGAAAUUUCCGCAGUGAUUCAGUUCUUGGAGAAGGAGGUUUUGGGAAAGUUUAUAAAGGCUGGAUACAUGAGAUGUCCAGUACCAAAGAGGGAAAAGGAUCCAUUGUGGUUGCUAUUAAGAAGUUGAAUCAUGAAAGCAUGCAGGGGUUUCAAGAGUGGCAGUCUGAGGUGCAAUUCCUUGGAAGAAUCUACCAUCCUAAUCUGGUGAAGUUAUUGGGAUACGGAUGGGAUCAUAACGAGCUGUUUCUUGUCUAUGAAUUAAUGCAAAAAGGAAGCUUAGAGAACCAUCUUUUUCAAAGUUCUCGUCAGCCACUGCCAUGGGAUACUAGGCUUAAUAUAUUGAUUGGAGCAGCUCGUGGUCUGGCAUUCUUGCAUUCUUCAGACAUAAAAGUUAUCUUCAGGGACUUCAAAUCCUCAAACAUAUUGCUUGACGAAUUGUACCACGCCAAGAUAUCUGAUUUUGGUCUUGCAAAAACGGGUCCUUUCGCUGAUAGAACCCAUGUGUCAACACGUGUUAUGGGAACAUAUGGUUAUGCCGCACCUGAGUAUGUGAUGACAGGUCACUUAACGGAGAAGAGUGAUGUGUAUGGAUUUGGCGUGGUGUUACUAGAAAUGCUGACAGGUUUGCGAGUAAUUGACAAGAAACGUCCGGCUGAACAACAAUACUUAGUUGUUUGGAUGAAACCACGUUUAUCUGACCGGAGGAAGUUGAAGAAUAUAAUUGAUCCGCGUCUAGAGGGAAACUAUGGUUCGAAGUCUGCAGCAAAAGUAGCUGAGCUCGCCCUCAACUGUCUUGAAAAGAAUCCAAAAAGCAGACCCACAAUGCAGCAAGUGGUAGAGACACUGGAAACAGCCGCUGAGGCACCAAGACAGCCUAGAGUUCACUUUAGUCCUCAGCCUAGAUAUUUGUCCAAAUGAUUAUCCUCAGAUAAGGAAUAUAUGAAUCUUCAUACCAUUUUUAGCUGAUAAAUAUCAAUCAGGUCAGGUUGUAUAGUAGAUUUCUAUAAUAUCCACGUCAAGAAGUGGAGACUUUGCUUCGCAGAUUAUUAUCAUAUAAAGAGGAGGGAGGGGUUCACACAGGUAGCAAAUGCAGGUAGAGAGAUAUAAGAGAAGGUUCAGAUGAGAACCCUUAUUUAAAGUGAGAAGAAGAACUAUUCUUAGUCAAUCAUGAAGAAACAUUUUUCUCAUCUCCGAUAAAUUUUCCGGUACAUGUUGCAUGACAUUUCCAUCAACUACGCUGGCGACUGGGAUCACUGGCACCCUGCAUCGCAGAGCACCAUAAUAGAUUACUGUUUUGUGGUGUGAACGUUUAUAUAUGCAUUCCAUAUGUCAAUAUGGAAUGUACAGGUACAUGAGUGGAUGCCUAUGUUUGAUUAACCUCCAUCCGUAGUCAUGCCAAGCCAAGCAACAGAUGGUGAUUCCCACGUGACAACACUGGUUAUGGGACAAUAUGUUUAUGCUGCACCGGAAUAAAUUGCCACACGUAAAUAUGCACAUGGUUAUAUAGAUUGUAGCCGUACAUAUUGAAAUGAGUUGGUUAGUAUUGCAGGGCACUUGUAUGUGAAGAGCGAUGUGUAUGGUUCGGUGUGGUGUUAGUAGAAAUGCUGACAGGGCUGCACGCACACGACACCACAGUCUGGGUGAUUGGAUCAAGCCAUAUUUAUCAGAUAGGAGGAAGUUGAGGCACAUUAUUGAUGUCCGUCUAAAUCAGCAAUGCAGGUAGCUUAUCUCGCCUUAAGUUGCCUUGAACGUGAACCCAAUAAAGACCCUCAGUGCACAAACUGGAAAGAAUCGCUUCUUCUAACGAGGGAGCCUAGAGUAUACUUUGGUCACUAGGCAGUCAAUCGGUCCGUGUUGAAAGUUGUUAUUGUGAUAGUAAUUAAAUAGAGUAUAGAUUUUGAAGCAUAAACUGUACCAACUUGUUGUUUGAGUCCAUCCUCAUUAUCUUAUCUUUCUGAAAAGUUUCUAUUUUAGCUCUAUCUCUUUUUACCA